UGGAAUGAGAAACCCACCUCUGCUGAUCGUCUUCAAUCAGGGAUCCAAAUAAAGACUCCUCUUUUACACAGGACCCGUCUACUUGGCGCCAUUACUCUUUCUUCAGAUAAGUUUACAGAGGUUUUGGCGAUGUUACUUCAGCUCCCUCGGUUGGCACACUCCCUCAGAGACCCAUUCGAUGUCGACCAGGCUUAUCUCCAGCGUAAAACCAUCUUCCAAAAUCUCAAACCCCCCAGGAAUGGAAACUCUCAUGAUGGAUCAAAAUUGGCACGAAGAAUAGUUCAUCUAUGGGAUGAAGCGCCAAUUGAAGUGCGACAAGCUUACAGACAGUUUAUUGGGGCUGUCGUUGAAUUGAUGGGUGGAGAAGUGGAGUCUGAGGAGUUCUAUGAGUUGGCUUUGACAGCUUACCGUCUUUUCGCCAGGCCAGAGGGUAACAUCACGUAUGUUGAGAAGAAGCUGGAAUUGCAAAAUCUGCUUGGGUAUGCUGCCUCAGAUGCAGUCAUUACUAAAAUUGCCACCCUAGCACAGAGCCUUUAUCACUUGCAGCCUACAGCUAGUUUUGACUUCCUUGGUCCAGAGAAAAAGAUAAUUGGGGCUGAUGUGGAUGUAGAAUUUGGUGCUAACCUUGCAUUUCAACCCCCUAGUCGGUUUGUGGUUGACACAUCUUUUGAGGAUGUGGACUUAGUGGGAGAGGAAAUCAUGCCAUCUUUAUAUCUCCUUCAACAAGGAUGGGGUGAUAAUGGUGACUUAACUGGGAAAGAAUUAAGUGCUAAAGGUAUGCAAUUUGAUCUCUGGUGGUUGAGAGAUGCUUGUGCCAAAAUGGUGAGACAAAGUACAUCCCAACUUUCUCAAGAUGAACUAGCAAUGGCCAUUUGUAGGGUUCUCGAUUCAGAGAAACCUGGUGAUGAGAUAGCUGGUGACUUAUUGGAUCUUGUUGGGGAUAGUGCCUUUGAAACAGUUCAAGACCUAAUAUCACACAGAAAGGAACUUGUUGAUGCCAUACAUCGUGGAUUGCAAUUACUCAAAUCAAAUAAGACUGCCACAAAUACACAACCACGCCUGCCUAGUUAUGCAACUCAGGUAACAGUACAAACAGAAACUGAACGCCAAAUUGAUAAACUUCGACGCAAGGAGGAAAAACGUAAUAGACGGGGGACAGAUUAUGGAGUUGAAGACUUGUCCACCAUAAGUUUUAGCUCUUUGCUUCAAGCAAGUGAUAAUAAAGGCGUAUUUGAUGAUCUGGUGGGUGCUGGUGAAGCGUUGACUGCACCUGCCCUUCCACAAGGUACAGUUAGGAAUCAUUUCAAAGGUUAUGAAGAAGUUAUUAUCCCUCCAUUACCAACCGCACCCAUGAAACCUGGGGAGAAAUUGAUUGGGAUAACGGAGUUAGAUGACUUUGCUCAAGCUGCUUUUGAGGGAUACAAGUCCCUGAACCGUAUCCAGAGUAGAAUAUUUCAUACCACAUAUCACACUAAUGAGAAUAUACUUGUUUGUGCUCCAACAGGAGCUGGUAAAACAAAUAUAGCUAUGAUUGCAGUGCUGCAUGAGAUUGGACAGCACUUCAAGGAUGGUUACUUGCAUAAAAAGGAUUUCAAGAUAGUUUAUGUUGCUCCAAUGAAGGCAUUAGCUGCAGAGGUAACAUCUACUUUUGGCCGUCGUUUAUCCCCACUGAAUAUGAUAGUCAAAGAGCUCACAGGGGACAUGCAACUUUCCAGGAGUGAACUUGAAGAAACUCAGAUGAUUGUGACAACACCUGAGAAAUGGGAUGUGAUAACUCGUAAAAGCAGCGAUAUGUCACUCUCGAUGCUGGUGAAGCUAUUAAUUAUAGAUGAAGUACAUUUACUCAAUGAUGAUAGAGGUCCUGUAAUUGAAGCCUUGGUAGCUCGGACUCUUCGACAGGUGGAAUCCACACAGUCAAUGAUCCGCAUUGUGGGUCUUUCUGCUACACUGCCAAAUUAUUUGGAGGUUGCAGAAUUUCUGAGGGUGAACCCAGACACUGGUCUUUUCUAUUUUGAUUCCAGCUACCGUCCUGUGCCUCUUGCACAACAAUAUAUUGGCAUCAGUGAGCAUAACUUUCAAGCACGGAAUGCUCUGUUGUCAGACAUAUGCUACAAGAAGGUUGUUCAAUCAUUACACCAAGGGCAUCAGGUUAUGGUCUUUGUUCAUUCAAGGAAGGAUACAGGAAAGACAGCUAAUAAGCUGGUUGAUGAUGCAAAGUUAAAUGGCGAUUUUGCGUUAUUUAGCACUGAAACACAUCCACAGUUUGGACUUAUCAAGAGGGAUGUUUUGAAGUCUAGAAACAAAGAGCUUGUUCAGCUUUUUGAGUCCGGUGUUGGCAUCCAUCAUGCUGGAAUGUUGCGAGCUGAUAGAGGGUUGACUGAACGCUUGUUCUCUGAUGGACUGUUGAAGGUACUUGUUUGCACUGCAACCUUAGCAUGGGGAGUCAAUCUACCUGCUCACACGGUUGUGAUUAAGGGAACUCAAUUAUAUGACCCAAAAGCUGGUGGAUGGCGAGAUCUUGGUAUGCUUGAUGUGAUGCAAAUCUUUGGACGUGCUGGUAGACCUCAAUUCGACAAAAGUGGUGAAGGCAUUAUAAUCACCACUCAUGACAAAUUAGCUUACUAUCUACGGCUUUUGACAUGCCAACUGCCCAUUGAAAGUCAGUUCAUCAGUUCGCUGAGGGACAAUUUGAAUGCUGAAGUGGUUCUAGGGACUGUGACAAAUAUGAAGGAAGCCUGUGCUUGGCUAGGAUAUACCUACCUUUUUAUUAGGAUGCAAAAAAAUCCUUUAGCAUAUGGUAUUGGAUGGGAUGAGGUGGUUGCAGAUCCAUCUUUGACAAUAAAACAAAGAGCCUUUGUGGCAGAGGCUGCACGAGCACUUGAUAAAGCAAAAAUGAUGCGUUUUGAUGAGAAGAGCGGGAAUUUCUACUGUACUGAGCUUGGUCGGAUAGCCAGUCACUUCUACAUUCAGUAUUCCAGUGUUGAGACUUAUAAUGACAUGUUAAGGCGUCACAUGAGCGACAGUGAGGUAAUUGAAAUGGUUGCUCAUUCUUCUGAAUUUGAAAAUAUUGUUGUUCGAGAAGAAGAACAAAAUGAGCUAGAAAAGUUGAUCCGAUCAUUUUGUCCUCUGGAAGUUAAGGGUGGGCCAGCAAAUAAACAUGGGAAAAUCUCAAUUCUCAUACAGGUCUAUAUUUCUCAUGGGUCUAUUGAUUCUUUUUCGUUGGUGUCUGACGCGUCAUACAUAAGUGCAAGUUUGGCAAGAAUAAUGAGGGCAUUAUUUGAGAUUUGCUUGCGCAGAGGAUGGUGUGAGAUGACUUCUUUCCUAUUAGAUUAUUGCAAGGCUGUGGAUCGUCAAAUAUGGCCCCACCAACAUCCUCUUAGACAGUUUCAUAUGGAUAUUUCUGGUGAAAUAUUGAGAAAGCUUGAAGAGCGAGAUGCAGAUUUAGAUCAUCUUAGGGACAUGGACGAGAAAGAUAUUGGAGCUUUGAUACGUUAUGCACCUGGAGGAAGAAUGGUUAAGCAAUAUUUAGCAUACUUCCCUUCAAUCCAGUUGUCUGCCACAGUUAGUCCAAUAACCAGAACUGUCUUGAAGGUGGACUUGCUUAUAUCACCAGAUUUCAUAUGGAAGGAACGAUCUCAUGGUGGUGCACUUCAUUGGUGGAUUUUAGUAGAGGAUUCUGAGAACGACCAUAUCUACCACUCAGAUUUCUUCACAUUGACAAAGCGGAUGGCAAAGGGAGAAGCACAGAAGAUUUCAUUCACUGUGCCGAUUUUUGAACCACAUCCUCCUCAAUAUUACAUUCGUGCUGUUUCUGAUUCUUGGUUGCAUGCAGAGGCUCUAUGUACAAUAUCAUUUCAGAAGCUAACACUUCCUGAGGGCCGAACAAGUCAUACAGAAUUGCUCGACUUGAAACCUCUCCCAGUAACUGCAAUUGGCAACGAAAAGUAUGAAACCUUGUACAGAUUCUCACAUUUCAAUCCUAUCCAGACACAGGCUUUUCAUGUUCUGUAUCAUACCAAUGAGAAUGUACUGUUGGGUGCUCCAACUGGAAGUGGUAAAACAAUAUCUGCAGAACUUGCAAUGCUUCAUCUAUUUAACACACAACCUGACAUGAAGGUUAUCUACAUAGCUCCACUAAAGGCUAUUGUCAGGGAAAGGAUGAAUGAUUGGAAGAAGCGCCUUGUUUCUCAACUUGGAAAAAAGAUGGUUGAGAUGACUGGAGAUUAUACUCCAGAUUUAGCAGCUCUCUUGUCAGCCGAUAUCAUUAUUUCAACACCUGAAAAAUGGGAUGGAAUUAGCAGGAAUUGGCACAGUAGAAGCUAUGUCACGAAGGUUGGACUAAUGAUUUUGGAUGAAAUCCACUUACUUGGAGCUGAUCGUGGGCCCAUUCUCGAGGUUUGAUCAUAG
Molecule: messenger RNA, 4407 nt
Organism: Impatiens glandulifera
Lineage: Eukaryota; Viridiplantae; Streptophyta; Magnoliopsida; Ericales; Balsaminaceae
Product: DExH-box ATP-dependent RNA helicase DExH14-like
Exons: 33
Coding region: 130-4401 (1423 amino acids)
Molecular function (GO): nucleic acid binding; ATP binding
Source: RefSeq, a predicted model, not a curated record